GAAGUAGGUCACACAAUGUCCAGUUCAGUGUGAUUAAAACCGGAAUAAACAAAGGCCAGCCCAGCUCAGCUGCUCGCUCUUUUUAUAGUCCCAGGUUUCAGGUCGAGGAUUGGCUUCGCUCCACCGCGUCGCUGUUUUAAAAAGGGAAACGGACUGGUUUAUAAUCGGAUGUUUCCCUGAUGGUCGUUAUGAUGGCACUGGGACGGUAGUCGGACAACAUUGCCCGCCACAACCAAUUUUUAUCUCGGUAGUCGAUUGUUUUUAAUAUUGAUUUGAAUUUGAACUUAUUUAAUUGAAUUGUUUUUAAGUGCAUGUCAGAGUAUGAAAGGGGUGCACUCAACUCCACCAACCCGGAGCAUGAGCCGGGGAUCCGGGCUGCUCUGGGGGGUGAUCGGAGUGUGCCUGUGGGCAGCGGCAGUGGGAUUCAAACCGGUCAUCAUCAUCCAUGGAUUGUUCGACAGCUCCGGUGAUUUUUUAACUUUGAGUCGUUUUAUCAACGAGUCUCACCCCGGGACCAAUGUGUCGGUCAUCGACCUGUUCGACCGGAGCUCCAGCCUGCAGCCGAUGUGGAAGCAGGUGGAGGGCUUCAAGGCGGCCAUUUACCCCAUCAUGCAGAACGCCGAAGACGGGGUCAACUUCAUCUGCUACUCCCAGGGGGGACUGAUCUGCAGGGGCAUCCUGGCCACCCUGCCGGACCACAACGUGCACACCUUCAUCUCCCUGUCCUCCCCCCAGGCCGGCCAGUACGGGGACACGGACUACCUGAAGUAUCUGUUCCCCCAGUUCAUGAAGUCCAACCUCUUCCAUCUCUGCUACACCUCGGUGGGCCAGCGCAUCUCCAUCUGCAACUACUGGAACGACCCCCACCACAGGGACAUGUAUGUGAACAGCAGUGACUACCUGGCGCUGCUGAACAGCGAGAGAGAGAACCCCAAAUCAGCAGAAUGGAAGACUAACUUCCUGAAGAUUAAGAAGCUGGUGUUGGUUGGAGGGCCCGAUGAUGGGGUGAUCACACCCUGGCAAUCCAGUCAGUUCGGUUUCUAUGACGACAACGAGACUGUUGUGGAAAUACAACACCAGGAAGUGUUCCUGCGGGACUCGUUCGGGUUGAAGACCCUGGGGGCGCGCGGAGACCUGGUGAUCUGCUCCAUGGCCGGGGUGCAGCACGUCUGGUGGCACUCCAACGAGACCGUCUACCAGACCUGCAUCGACAAGUGGCUGCAGUAGACCUCCGCCUGGGACCACACACACACACACACACACACGCAUGCAUACAUACAUACAUACAUACAUGCAUGCAUGCAUGCAUGCAUGCAUACAUACAUACACACAUACAUACAUACACUAUACACAGAAGCUAUGCUCAUUAUCCCCUGCCAGGGGAAAGAGUUUUAAAUAUUUAUAUGAAUUAGUUCUCUUUUACAUGUGGUGUGUGUGUGUGUGUGUGUGUGUCAUUGCCUGUGUGUUUACGUGUGCUUGGCCAGCGACCGCAACAACACAACACAACACAACAACACAACUGUGCCUAACUGACAUUUUGAGAUUCUGUCUCCAUGACAACCCGCAAUGCCCAACCACCUCGUCGCCGUGGCGAUUGUUUUUAUGUGUUUUUAUUUUCCUAUCCAGUUGAAGCAGACUCCCUGUGUUUUUUUUUUUAGCCUGCAAACCUUUUGAAGAAAAGUGUUUUUAAAAUACUAUUUUCGUGGUCAAAACUUGUCUCCGAUAGUAAUUCUGCCUCAUGCGUUCAAGUCGUGCUUGUGUAGUUCCUCUGCAGUAGAACCAUGCCUUAAAGUAGGAUCUCCCUCCCCCUCGGGUCUUAAUCACCCAGCAGGCAUCUUGAGUUGAAAGAUUUAAGGUCCCAUGUUAUGCCACCAGGAGUGAGUGUGAUUAGCCGUUAGAAGCCGUUUUGAAAAUCUGCCUCUUCCGACAUCACAUGUGGGUGUGUCCACGUAGAUGUAUGACGGAUAGAUGAGCAACGUUUGCUACAGUCCACUGGGUAGGCUGGUAGACUGAUCUAUCCAGCACACAUCUAGGUGGACACGCCCUCUUGUGAUGUCACUGAAAAACAGGAAGAGGUAGAUUUUCAAACGGCUUGUAAUGGCUAAUGACACUCACACCUGGGGGUGGGAUAUGGGACCUUUUAAUGUUCAGUUCCCUUCACACAGCUAGUGUCUGGAACCAAGAUGGUUGCCAGGUGAAUGAGGCCCGUGAACCACAUCAGUCUGAUAACCAACGCCUAAGUGCUAAGACUCACUGCCUUUAUCGAAGACGGGGGCCGUACAGGAAAUGGAAGAGACGUGACGGCUGGGGUCAAGGGUCAAAGGAGUGUAAAAGGAAGUGGUUGUGUUUGUUUACCUCUGCCCUCUCAUACUCGUUAACAUCCCCCCCGUGACGUUUAGAAAUCUCAGGCGUUUUAUUAAAUGUUUCGUCAGUCCGUCUGUCCGUUUUAGGUUUUUCUGGAUCAAAAAUUCUGAAUGUUAAUUGCUCUCGGUUGUAUUAUCGUUGUUUUUUUUGUUUAUUUCACAGUUACAAAGAUUUAACUUUAAAAUGAGGGAAAUGUGCUCGCCUCCAACGACUUUGUGUUGUACCCGAGGAUGAUUAUUAAAUGACGUAGAUUUAUGAGGGAAGUUUUAAAUAUUAUGGAUAAUAUCGAUAUUGUGUUUUUUGCAGACUGCAGUAUUAUCAUGUGUAUGUAUUUUUACAUUGUUAUGUACUUGGUUUUAUGUAUGCUUGUACUGUUAAACUGAAGUGUAUUCAUGGAGAAUUAUUGGAUAUAUGCUUUUAAAUUAUAUGUCCGAACAGAUAAUACAGUCCUAACAAUCUUACCGAUGUAGAAUAUUUUUUUGGUUUUCACCAAUAAUUCCACAUGAUCCGCAGUAUAAGAAUAAGUAGCAGUAUGAGAUCAGUAUGAAAAGUGCUUAAUUGCCUGAAAAGUUGCACAUACAUGGAAUUAUCAGAUAGAAUUGUCAUAGGUAUCUUUAAGCACAAACCUACCUGACAUAAAGGUAUUUCUUGUAUAACGUGCCCAAAUAAUUGUCAUUUUUUAAAUAUCCAAUAAAAACGAUUUUAAAAGUAUUUUA
Molecule: messenger RNA, 3080 nt
Organism: Gadus chalcogrammus (walleye pollock)
Lineage: Eukaryota; Metazoa; Chordata; Actinopteri; Gadiformes; Gadidae
Gene: ppt2b
Product: palmitoyl-protein thioesterase 2b
Exons: 8
Coding region: 322-1227 (301 amino acids)
Cellular component (GO): lysosome
Molecular function (GO): thiolester hydrolase activity; palmitoyl hydrolase activity
Source: RefSeq, a predicted model, not a curated record